Ylistrum balloti is the source of this 402-nucleotide messenger RNA. RefSeq lists its product as uncharacterized. Bases 1 to 402 code for a protein of 133 amino acids. Lineage: Eukaryota; Metazoa; Mollusca; Bivalvia; Pectinida; Pectinidae. The transcript has 3 exons. The record is from RefSeq and is a predicted model, not a curated record.
AUGGCGUCAAAAGACAAGAAAAUCGCGCAGCAUCUAAAUUUCGUCCAUAAUGACCAAAUAUGGAAGGAUCAUGUUCGUCAUGAGACUAUGUCCCAGAGGUUUAGAUGGCCAGCGAAAUGGGGUUACCUUGUACACGAGUACGAGUCGUUGAGUUGCCAAUUGCGAGGACAACCGACUCCAGUUUGCCGGCCGAGGACGCCCUACAGUCCCUACAGGAACAAUAAACUUCCUCCUAUCAACAAGCCUAAGGGCAGACAACUCGACUUUCCUGUAACAACAACCCAACAAAUCGGCUGGAAGGUCACGAAACCAGAAGAUCAACUUGAGAUAUAUGGACCAGACUCUCGUGGGCAGUGUGGCAUCCUUCGGUUGCUAAGGUGGCCACAGGAGAGUGCGCCAUAG